Molecule: messenger RNA, 1321 nt
Organism: Vigna unguiculata (cowpea)
Lineage: Eukaryota; Viridiplantae; Streptophyta; Magnoliopsida; Fabales; Fabaceae
Source: RefSeq, a predicted model, not a curated record
AUAAAAAAAAAAGAAAAAGCAAUCUGGACAAAUGGGUGUUGACAGGACGUCAAACGCUUUCUUGUACUUUUUUGAAAUGAAAAAAAUCUUCCAAGCAGAUGUGGUCUUCCUUAAAUAGCGUCAGGGGUACGGGUCUGUUGACUUUAUUUCAAUCUACGUAUAAGGGCUUCAAAGGUGGAUUCUUGAAAAUAAAGGCCCCUCCUCAUAGGGCUGAUCUUGUGGAGGGAUUUCCGUUGUAUUGGACGCAUAAUUCGAGCAACCCAAGUGCUCGACAAUUAUCUGACCUCACUUAGGCUAAGAAGGAGUAUUGCCUUAUGCUGGAACAUUUAAGGGCGAUUUUUGACAAAAAACAACUUUUGAAUCUCGAGUUUCAACCAACAAACUUGAAACAUCAUAUUGGAUGGGGAUGACAAAACAAGACUUAGCCAAACGCUUCAAAGCCUUGAAGAGCUCUUCUCAGGCAUCUCUCACUCAACUGAUCCUCGUUUCCUAAGAGGCCAUGACAUUGGUGUCGGAUGAGGAAGCUACACAAUCAGCGUCGAGCUUCAAGAGACGAUGACCUCUUGAUCGGACUCAGGUAGUACUGGACGACGCGACUGCAACCUCUACUCGGUCAAAACACACCCUAUCUUCCAAGGGACCAAUUCCUCAUAAAAGAUCCAACAACGUCUACUAUAGUUUUUGGGAUUCUAAUUUUACCUAUACAACGCAUAGUCAGGCUCAUAAUGUGUUCGAGGGGGACCUAAUGAACCAAGAGACUGAAGUUAUUCAAGAAGAUGUUUAUGGAUUCCUCCAUAAGGCUGAAGUCUCUGUGGCAGCACUUUGCGAAAAGCUUGGUUGGUUGAUUGUUAUGGACAAGGAUCAGGCUACAAAGUUGGAUUCAACUCAAACACAGUCGGUGACGGCGAAAGAAGAAGUAGUUCGACUUAAAGAUCAAGUCAAGGGUCUUCAUGGUCUGAAGAAGAAGAUGGAGGAGAGGGGAAAGAGAGUUACCGAGCUGGAGAAGAAGGUGACUGAGCUAGAGGCCGCAUUGCAAAAAGCCGAGGAGGAGUUCACAGAGAAGAUGGCGAACGAAGCUGCAUCUACUUAUGGUGUGGGUUUUGAAGCAGCUUUGGAGCAAGUGCGUUUAUUGUGCCCUUCAGCAAAUAUCUCGGUUGUUGAUGCCAACAAGGCGGUCCUUGAUGGCCGCUUGGUGGAUAGCUCUAUGCUUAGUUGUUUCCGAACUUUGAUCAUGCUUUGACUAUUAUCUAAUAUUUGUACUUUGUUUAAAAACUUUGUCAGUAAUUUAUGUAUGCAAAUUUACAAUUGUACCUUUGUUUUA